Messenger RNA from Durusdinium trenchii, 564 nucleotides. The record is from the annotation of a GenBank genome assembly. Lineage: Eukaryota; Dinophyceae; Suessiales; Symbiodiniaceae.
AUGCAGUGGAAGCGGAGUGUCCAACAGCUUUUCACUGCAGAUCAGAUGAUCAUUCUCAAGAUGCUCAUUGAAGACGGCCUGCUACUCAACUUGCAAGGAAAGACCUGCCCCAUGUGCAACCGAGGCCCUUUGGGCAAGCUGCAGCUUCGAGACAGUGGACUAGCAAGGCAUCGCUGCAACAGCAAGAGCUGCCAGCGUGUUGUCACUCCACAGCAUUUGCAUCCUUUGUUCGCAACAGCCAGGGCUCUGGAAGGACAUUCUUUGCAAGUGCAAUCUGCUGCUCUCCUCAUGUGCCUGGCCAACAGCACAAUCCACAUCCUGACCAAGAUCAAUUACAAGGCUUUGGAACGCUUGGACCGCAGCUUGGCAGUCCUUCGCAAGAAAUAUGUUGAUUGCAAGGAUGGGGACAUCAACCUUGGCAAAGGAGGGGGCACUGGCAUGACGUUGAAGCAGGAUCGCCUGCACCUGCGUCAAGCUGCAACUGUUGGCUCCACUAUCCUGCGCACACAGAUCCGGGGCGCCCAGUAUGAGCACUGGAAGCGCGACAAAGAUAUGUACAAGUAA